Styela clava is the source of this 2295-nucleotide messenger RNA. Its product is annotated as dynein regulatory complex protein 1-like. The record is from RefSeq and is a predicted model, not a curated record. Gene Ontology annotation, cellular component: axonemal dynein complex; axoneme. Gene Ontology annotation, biological process: cilium-dependent cell motility; axonemal dynein complex assembly; regulation of cilium movement. Lineage: Eukaryota; Metazoa; Chordata; Ascidiacea; Stolidobranchia; Styelidae.
GUAAUAUAUCUUAUUUUAUGUCUAUUUAUAGUGUUAAAUAGUUUUUGUGAUUCAUAUCAUACCACAAAUAUGUUACAUGUUGACGAUGGGGACGAAGAAAGUGGGCCUUCGGUUGAAUCUGUAAAUCCAGAAGAAAGAAUCCUUGCUAGGAGGAUCCGAAUCCAACAUAGAAUCGAGCAGCUCAAAAGAGAAGCUCUGGGUGACGAUGCUCUCAUGAAAAAAGAAGUCAAAGAAGAACAAGGAAAGGGAAAAGAACAGAUUGAAGAAAGUCGAAAACGCCUGAAAAAACUCCUUGGAGAUGGUAAUGAACUUGUAACAAAUGUACGAGUUGCCGGUGAUGCUCGUGAGUCUGGUCAUCGAAUUGUUGAAGAAGAAGCUAAACGAGCAAGGGUUGAAAAACUUGAAGCAGAAGCAAAGACAUCUGCUGAAAAAUUCGAUGAAAUCAGUAAACGAUGGUCAGCAGCUCGCAUGAAGGAGAUCCCUCAGGAUUUACAUGAUAUGUUGAAAGAGCAAACAACAGGUUGUGACGCUGUUAUCGAUGAAAAAAAUAAAUUGAUAAAUAUUUUACAACAAGAGUUAAAACAAAAAGAUGAUGAAUAUGUUAAAGAUUUGAAGAAGCAAUCAGAAGAUGUUGAUCUCAUUAUUGAAAGAAUGGAAGAACAAAUUAAAAAUCUAACAAAAUCACACAGAGAAGAGCUGAGACAAAUUGAAGAUGCUUACACAGAUGGUCGCAGUGAUAUGAACAAAGCUGAUCGACGGAAAUGGGAUUCAAUGAUGCAGCAGAGACGAGAUAAAGAAGAAGAUCACAUGAAACUGAGAGAAAAAAGAGUUGAGGAACAUGAGCGCCAAUUGGAUCAACUUCGCACCCAGGAUGCUGAAGAAUAUAACAUGGUGAAGAUUAAAUUAGAAACUGAUGUACAAAUUCUGGAGCAACAAUUGCAACAAAUGAAAGCUACAUAUCAGUUAAAUCAAGAAAAAUUAGAAUACAAUUUUCAAGUCCUAAAAAAACGUGAUGAGGAAAAUACCAUCACUAAGUCACAGCAGAAAAGAAAAAUUACCAGACUUCAAGAUGUCUUGAAUAACCUUAGAAUCAAGCUAGGAAAGCAGGAACGUUCAUACAAAGAUGAAAAUCAAUCACUCGUUGAUGACUACAAAAGAAUAGCAGAGCAAUACAAGGAAUUACAUAAAAAGAUGAAGCACUUCUCAGCAACUGAUAACAAAAAAUUUCAUGAUAUCUGGUGUAUGAAUGAAGAAGAAGUACGAAAACUUGUUGAUAAAGUUUUGAAUACAGACUGCAUCAUACAUCAGCAACAGCUUGGCUUGCCGUGGUCUGCUCCUGAUACCGCAUUCAUGGAUUCCCGUGGUCCAUUGCUGGCAGCUACAGAAGGAAAGGAAAAAUCUGCUUUGAUGAUGGCCAAAGAAGUUUUGGCAUCAGUGGCAAAACCAAAACAGGAUGAUAGUUUGCCUUUGACAUUCGAUGAUGAAAAGUCUCAUUCAAGUACAAAAGUUUCUUUGAGUGCUGUUAAGAAAGUCUUGGAACUAUUAUGUGAUGAGGCUGGAUUUCUUGUCGAGGAAAAGUUGAACAAGCUGUUACGUCCCCUUCAAAAUGAAGAAAGGUCAUUGAUCAAGCUGGAUGCAAUAUUUAAAGCUUUAAAUAUCGAAUCAGAGGAUGACAUCCAUAAAUUGGCAGCCUUUUUUGCUCAACACAAAGAAAAACUCAGUGACGAAGUGAGUGAAUCAUCUCUUGAUCAUGAAGUGUCAUCUACUAUGGACGGGAAAGAAAAUAUGCAUCCAAAUGAAGUUUUAAAGGUUUUGAAACAAUUUGUUCAAGAACAUAUCAAACCUACAGAAAGAAGAAAAUCGAAAGGUACAAACAAACUGACUGCACCAGGACGUGAUGGCUCGCAAGACGAACAAUUUUGGAAGUCAAUGGCAAACAUCAUUCCAGAGCACAAACUGAAGAUGUGGGAUGCACUGACACAAGCGUUUGACAAGUAUCAUAAAGUACUCACAGAGAGAGAUGUUAAAAUAAAAGAAACAGACAGCCUUAGGCAACAGAAUGCAGAGCUGAGAAUGCUACUUCACCAAUACAUCACUUCCGAAGUCAACAGAGAGCUCGAGAUUCCACCAACUCGUGUCCUUCAACUUGAAUACAGCUAAAAAACAUGUGCUCCUCCUAAUAUUUUGCUCUUCUUUAACAAUAUUAUUUUGGUUUUGUAGUCACUGUCGAUUGUUUUUUCUAUAUAUAUAUUGUUAUCAUCAAAACAAUAAUAAAAAUUACCUUCAACAAUGCGA